AUGGCCACGCUAGAGGAAUUAGAACAAGACGAGCUUCUCGACCAGGAGAUUGCCCUGCUGUCCACCCAAGACAUCGCCAACCGCACAAAACUCCUCCACAACGACAUUUCAGUCAUGUUCAGCGAAAGCCAAAGACUCAGCCAUGAAAAGGCCGUCAUGGCCGAACGCAUCAAGGAUAACCAGGAGAAAAUCAACAACAACAAACAGCUUCCAUAUUUGGUGGGCAACGUCGUGGAACUUUUGGAUCUCAAUGCCGAAAAGGAGGCGCUAGAACAAGGAGGCAACUUGGACGUGGACGCUGCCAGGCUGGGCAAACUGGCGGUGAUCAAGACCAGCACGCGGCAGACGAUUUUCUUGCCGCUCAUUGGGUUGGUGGAUCCGGCGAAUUUGAAGCCGAACGACUUGAUUGGCGUGAAUAAGGACUCGUACCUUAUUUUGGAUCUCUUGCCUUCUGAGUACGAUUCGAGGGUGAAGGCGAUGGAGGUGGACGAGAAGCCGACGGAGGAUUACCUGGACAUUGGAGGGUUGGAUAAGCAGAUUGAGGAGCUCAUUGAGGCCGUGGUGUUGCCGAUGAAACAGGCUGAAAAAUUCAAGGCCUUGGGCGUGAAACCUCCUAAAGGUGCUCUUAUGUAUGGGCCUCCAGGAACGGGUAAAACGCUUCUUGCACGAGCCUGUGCUGCCCAGUCGGGAGCGACGUUUUUGAAGUUGGCGGCGCCUCAGUUGGUGCAGAUGUUCAUUGGUGACGGUGCCAAGUUGGUGAGAGACGCAUUUGCCUUGGCCAAAGAGAAGGCGCCUACGAUUAUCUUUAUUGAUGAGUUGGACGCCAUUGGAACGAAGAGAUUCGAUUCAGAUAAAUCUGGUGACCGUGAAGUGCAGCGUACCAUGUUGGAGCUCUUGAACCAGUUGGACGGGUUCGGUUCCGACGAUAGAGUCAAGGUUUUGGCCGCCACCAACCGUGUGGACACUUUAGACCCAGCCCUUUUGCGUUCGGGCCGUUUGGAUAGGAAAAUCGAGUUCCCCUUGCCCUCCGAAGAAGCCCGUGAGUCUGUCCUCAAGAUCCACGCCAGAAAGCUCAACUGCGACCAUAACCUGAUCAACUGGAGAGAAUUGGCCCGUUCCACCGACGAGUUCAACGGCGCCCAGCUUAAAGCCGUCACCGUGGAAGCCGGCAUGAUUGCAUUGAGAAACGGCAAGUCCGUGAUCAAGCACGAAGACUUUGUUGAAGCCAUUGGCGAGGUCCAGGCCAGAAAGUCCAAGCUGGUCAACUUCUACGCAUAA
Messenger RNA from Candidozyma haemuli, 1278 nucleotides. RefSeq names its product proteasome regulatory particle base subunit (gene RPT5). The record is from RefSeq and is a predicted model, not a curated record. Gene Ontology annotation, cellular component: proteasome regulatory particle, base subcomplex. Bases 1 to 1278 code for a protein of 425 amino acids. Gene Ontology annotation, biological process: proteasome-mediated ubiquitin-dependent protein catabolic process. The transcript has a single exon. Gene Ontology annotation, molecular function: ATP binding; ATP hydrolysis activity; proteasome-activating activity. Lineage: Eukaryota; Fungi; Ascomycota; Pichiomycetes; Serinales; Metschnikowiaceae.